AAAAAACGAUGCUCUGGCAUCAGGGAGUAUGACUGUUCAUCACUCAUUUCUCAUGUCAGCUUACAUCUGUUACGACUCAUAGCAUGGCGAUGAUGAUUGACCGGUUGGUUUUGUGGACAAUUGAAACUGGGCUGAUCACCAGUCUGAUGGCCAUUGCAUUGGCGACGUGGUUUCUAGUCGUGAAGCAGAACUUAUGGUUUAUGUGGCCUAAUGUUGUGGGGAACUCUUUGUUGGCCUCGUCAGUCGCCAAACGGGCUCGACAAAUGACAAACACAAUGAACUUACCGAUGUGACAUACAGGUUAAAUCGGCGGUUACUUCUUCGGGAGAGUUGGAGGGGCGAUGUCCAGAUUC
Messenger RNA from Suillus subaureus, 353 nucleotides. RefSeq lists its product as uncharacterized. NCBI's taxonomy places the organism in Eukaryota, Fungi, Basidiomycota, Agaricomycetes, Boletales, Suillaceae. The transcript has 6 exons. The record is from RefSeq and is a predicted model, not a curated record. The coding region runs from base 84 to 293 and encodes 69 amino acids.